ACUAUUGCACUGCACCACUCUGCUCUGUCCCCAGACGCUAAAGAACCUGGUGCUGCCUCAGCGUCAGCACGGCCGCUGCAUCGACAUUGCGACGGUAGAUUAGUUCUCUGCGUUCUCGUGGCGCCCGAAAGAAAGUGUUCCCAUCUGUUCUCGGAUCGUCGACGUCCAAGAGCAAGCGUCGCGCGGAUUGCUGGGAGGGGAAGAAUUAGAGAGCGAAGAUGGAGGGUCCUCAGCAGAUCGCCUCGACCAAAAUGUUCGGUGGCUACAACAAACGGUACAAGUUUCAGAGUCGUGCUCUCGGCUGCGAGACGACCUUUACCAUUUUCUUCCCACCGGCAGCCAGCGAGAAAAAAGUUCCCAUUAUAUACUGGUUGUCUGGUCUCACUUGCACGGAUGAAAAUGUUUUCAUCAAGUCAGGGGUCCAGCGACCUGCAGCGGAUCAGGGCAUCGCAAUUAUUGGCAUGGAUACUUCGCCCAGAGGCUUGAACGUGGAGGGAGAAUCUGACAGUUGGGACUUCGGUGUAGGUGCGGGAUUUUAUUUAAAUGCAACACAAGGAAAAUGGAAAAACUGGCAAAUGUAUGACUACGUCACAAAGGAACUGCCGGAAUUGUUGAAGGCAAACUUUUCCGAGUUGGACACCUCGCGGGCCUCUAUUUUCGGGCAUUCCAUGGGUGGACACGGGGCCCUAACAUUGUACCUAAAAAAUCCGGGUGCAUACAAGUCUGCAUCAGCAUUUGCGCCGAUCUCCAAUCCAUCUGCAGUCCCUUGGGGUAAGAAGGCUUUCAGUAAUUACUUGGGAGACGACAAAUCCGCAUGGGAGGCUUAUGAUGCUACCUGUCUAGUGAAGAACUAUCAAGGGCCGAAAAGUGUAGAGAUCCUUAUUGAUCAGGGUGAAGCUGAUGGUUUCCUUAAGGAACAGUUGCAACCUGAGAACUUUAAGAAAGCAGCGGAGGCAGCGGGAGUGCCAGUCAAUUUGCGUAUUCAAAGUGGAUAUGAUCACUCUUAUUAUUUCAUAAGCACCUUCAUUGAAGAUCACGUUAUGCACCACGCAAAAGCUCUUCACAGCUGAAUGUCUUUAUCUGGUGGAUCCCAAUUUUGUUGCAAGAUUUAGGCCGAAUAUCAUGAUAGCAAGUUUUAAGCUUUCUAGGGGUCCUCCCAAGGGUGUUACGACAUUGGAAUUGACAUCCCGGAGAAAGUGUGUUUGGUAUGUACAGCAUGUAGCAGGAUACUCCAUUAUGAGAUAAAAAUGCGUUGUGAUAGAUCAACGUGUCUGGUUGAACUUAAACCUCAUUAUGCUACUUUGGUGUCUGGGACGUGUAGGAUUGUCUGCUUGUCUUUCACGCAGCAAUUGCAGCUUGCUGUGAGCCAACCGAUACCUGACAACUAUUGGUUAUAGGAAACGGUGACCUUGUCAUAUUGCCGACGUCUGAGGUUGGCAAUUCAUUCUUCCUUAGUCCAUCCGGUUCUCCUCAGUGCGUGCCUGUCAUAGCCUUAAGACCAUGGACCCCGGUUGAACAGUCCUACUAACAUGAAGGGGCUGAAUAUCACAUUUCACUGAAGGCAGUACGUACGAUAGCUGCAAGUAUGUAUACUGUUAGAAAGGACCCACGGGUUUAACCACGUGCGAAGAAAAUCAAUGCAGUGGACCACGGAUUUUAUAAUAAUGGAUAGUUCGAAGUCAAGUACCUGGUCUGCUCCAUGUCGAAGAAUCAGAGUGGCGCUAAUUACAGUGCUCAGUAGAGAGUAAAGGACGCACCCCUAACCCAGCUUCAUUUGAGGGCUUUUUUCAUGGUCCAUUUCGACAAUGAACGUAGGGUUUCGUC
This is a messenger RNA of Marchantia polymorpha subsp. ruderalis, 1824 nucleotides long. NCBI's taxonomy places the organism in Eukaryota, Viridiplantae, Streptophyta, Marchantiopsida, Marchantiales, Marchantiaceae. The record is from the annotation of a GenBank genome assembly.